AUGGUUAAUAUAGGCAAGAACUCCAAGCGGACGCCCGUCCGUCUACGACACAAGAUUGAAAAGGCUUCUGCGGCCAAGCAAAGGAAGCAGAAGAAGCUUGCGAAGAAGGAUCCUACAUGGCGCUCCAAGAUCAAGAAGGACCCCGGUAUCCCCAACCUCUUCCCGCACAAGGAUAAGCUGCUUCACGAUAUCGAGGAACGCAAGCGGUUGAAGGCGGAGGAGCAGCAGCGGAUUCGCGAUGAGGCUCGUGAGCGUCGCGCCGCCCUGAAGGCUCAGUCGGGUCAGAGUGCCGAGGUGAUUGACGGUCAGAUCCAGCAGGAUAUCGACAGCGAUGGCAUGGAUGACGACGAUAUGGAUGAGGAUGGAGACUCUUCGAACCCCAUGGCUGCGCUGCUGGCGUCUGCGCGGGCGAGAGCGGCCGAGUAUGAGGAUGAGGACGACGAGAUGGACGAGGACGACGAUGAAGACAUGGAUGCGAUGGACGAUGACGACGAGGAGGAGGAUGGCGGUGCGGCUCUGGAUGGCGACGAGGCCCCUCAGCUUGUCUCGCAGCCUAACACCAAGGAGACCUCGCGACGACAGUUCGACAAGGUGUUCAAGCAGGUCAUUGACAAUGCCGAUGUCGUUCUGUACGUGCUGGAUGCUCGGGACCCCGAGGGCACUCGCUCCAAGGACGUCGAGCGCGAGAUCAUGUCCGCCGCUGCGGGAACCAAGCGAUUGAUCCUCAUCCUCAACAAGAUCGAUCUCGUGCCCCCGCCCGUGCUGAAGGACUGGUUGAUCCACCUGCGUCGAUACUUCCCGACCCUGCCGCUCAAGGCGUCCAACGGCACCGCCAACGCUCACAGCUUCGACCACAAGCAGCUGACCGUCAAGGGCACCUCGGACACGCUCUUCAAGGCCCUCAAGUCCUUCGCGCAGACCAAGCAGCUGAAGCGCUCCGUCUCCGUCGGUGUCAUCGGCUACCCCAACGUCGGCAAGUCCUCCGUCAUCAACGCCCUCACGGCCCGCCUCAACAAGGGCUCCAGCAACGCCUGUCCCACCGGCGCCGAGGCCGGCGUCACCACUAGCCUCCGCCAGGUGAAGCUCGACAGCAAGCUCAAGCUCAUCGACUCGCCGGGUAUCGUGUUCCCCAACGCCGGCGAGAAGAGCACCAACAAGAAGAGCAACAAGAAGAAGCAGGAUGAGCACGCUCGUCUCAUCCUCCUCAACGCCGUGCCCCCCAAGCAGAUCGAGGACCCCGUUCCCGCCGUCAAACUCCUCCUGAAGCGCCUCUCCACCACCGAGGGCCUUCUCCAGAAACUCCUCAACCUCUACGGUAUCCCCGCCCUUUUCCCUACCGGCGGCGACCAGGUCAAUGACUUCCUCAUCCACGUCGCCCGCAAGCGCGGCCGUCUCGGCAAGGGCGGUAUCCCCAACAUCGACGCCGCCGCCAUGACCGUCAUUAACGACUGGAGAGACGGCCGUAUCCAGGGCUGGGUCAACGCUCCCGUCCUGCCGGUCGUCACCACGACAGAGGGCGCCGCGGCCACGGAGGUCGGUCCCGGUGUGGACACGAGACAGAUCGUCACGGAGUGGGCGAAGGAAUUCAAGAUCGAGGGAUUGUGGGGGAAUGGGGAUGAUGAGAUGGCUGAGUAG
Molecule: messenger RNA, 1635 nt
Organism: Aspergillus affinis
Lineage: Eukaryota; Fungi; Ascomycota; Eurotiomycetes; Eurotiales; Aspergillaceae
Product: putative GTP binding protein
Exons: 3
Coding region: 1-1635 (544 amino acids)
Cellular component (GO): nucleolus
Molecular function (GO): GTP binding
Source: RefSeq, a predicted model, not a curated record